Molecule: messenger RNA, 909 nt
Organism: Acromyrmex echinatior (Panamanian leafcutter ant)
Lineage: Eukaryota; Metazoa; Arthropoda; Insecta; Hymenoptera; Formicidae
Molecular function (GO): nucleic acid binding
Source: RefSeq, a predicted model, not a curated record
AUGUCGAUCACACCCAAGAAACAGAAGAAAAAAUCUGGAAAGGGAUUACCUCAUGCAAUGACAUUGAACGACAACGCGAUCAAUUACGAGCACUGGGAUGAUCCCAACGAGCUGGUGGAUCGUCUACGAUUGCUCGACGCUUCCCACCGAGCUGAUGUCGUUGAAAUGCGCCCGUACUCGGGUGUCAACAGAGGCCACCAUUACAUAUUCACCGUCAUCGAUGUGUUGAGCAAAUACGCGUGGGCCGUACCACUCAAGAGCAAGGGUGGAAGCGAGACGGCUAACGCUAUCGGUGAGAUCGUUCGAGAGAGUAGAUGUCCGAAAAAUUUACAAACGGAUAUGGGGCAAGAGUUUUACAACGCCGACGUGCAGAAAAUCUUGAAAAAGCACUAUGUUAAUCACUAUUCCACGUAUUCGACGUUGAAAGCGUCAAUGGUCGAGCAGUUCCAUCGCACGCUCAAGAACGACAUGUGGAAGAUGUUUACGCUCAACGGCAAUGACAAGUGGGUCGACGAUUUGCCGCGUCUCCUGUCAGAUUACAACGCGCGCAAGCAUCGCACCAUCGGCAUGCGACCCGCCGAAGUACUCCCGCGAUCGCCGAACGACUAUUGGACACGCGAUAAAGAUCGCGGGUCCUGCAAAAUUCAAAGUUACACGCCAAAUUGGACCACCGAGGUGUUUACGAUCAUUAAGGUGCAGCGUACCAAUCCUGUAACCUAUUUACUCGAGGAUUAUCGCGGAAAAUCCAUCGCUGGAGCGUUCUCCGAGCACGAGUUGCAUCGCGCUACUCAUCCGGACGUGUAUCUCGUGGAGAAAGUACUGCACAGGAAGGGAGACAAGGUGUACGUCAAGUGGCUGGGAUUCGAUGGAUCGCACAAUUCAUGGAUACACAAAAACAAUGUUAUUUGA